UCUGGGUAAGACCGAAACAAUGACACAGCCAAUAUUUAUAUUUCUAUUUAAAAAAAAAACACAAAUAAAAAGAAAAAACUGCUCUGGUGUACAUUAUUGAAUUGGAUUCUCGACAACAGGAGGAAGAAGCUUCUUCUUUGAUUUUAAACCAUUAGAAUUUGUUUGUUCGUUUGCUUGGAUCGGAAUUUAUUCAUCAGGCUUGGGAGGGAGGGAGGGACUGUCGGCGAUUUUUGGAUCAAAUCAAAUGAAAUGGCUGAAGAUUGUUAAAAUAGUGUAAUUAUAUAAAGAAAUGGAAAAGACAAGUUCACCCACGCCCGGAACUGGUAGCUCAGCUUAUCUGAACGCUCUCACUGUUGAAAUCGAGAAAAAGCUGCAAAGGGCACUAGCUUCUCCAACUCAGAGACGUAACUUGUUACAAGAGUUGUUUGCUGACAAUGCUUUGGAAGUUGAUGAUCGCGCUCGAGGUAUAAUUUUCAGCAGGGAAGAAGAUUCAAUUUCUCCUGUGGAAGAUGAUGCUGAUGGCCAACUGUGCUUUUUCAACUUGCUCGCUGAUUAUUAUGUUAGGGUACCUGAGAGUGGAAAACAAAUCCUUCAUCUGAUUCUCCAACUCUGGAGCCAGUCAUUUGCAUCACAUAUUUUCUUUCUUUUGUUCCAUAAAUGGCUUUUUGAAGCCCAGCUGGAUAAUACUGAAGUACUUCUACGUUUCUCAUCUGCUCUUGUUCAAGGUGCUACAAAUGUUUUCUGGAUUGACAUCCAAACAAACACAAGGCGCUUCCAGUCCCUAUUUCAGUAUCUCCUUGAUGAAGUUGCCUUGGCGCCUAUGCAGUUGAAUAAAAUUCCGGUGCAGGCCCAGCGAGAACUGUUUCUUUUGCUCUCAAGGUUCACCCUCUUUUACAACUCAGUUGACAAGCACGAGAGCUUCUUAAAACAGUUUCCUGUUUUUCUAAAUGCUUUCUUGGUUGGUGGCCCAGCAGACUUCUUUGUUAUUGAAGUUGCAGACCAGCUUCAAAAGUUAAAGGUGGAACCAGUUCUAUUGCAUUACCUUUCACACAUUAAAGUUCUCCAAGGCUUGGAAUUGAGAAUGACCACAAGUACAAGAUUGAAGGCAUGUUUGUAUAGCUUCACUUCUCCUGGCGGUCCAAUGUAUCCCACAAGAGCUGUCCGUCAUGCCGCCUGGGAUUCUUUGGAUUUGCUUUUCCCUGUCGGGCAGUAUCCUCGACAUCUCAUAAGCCUCUUUUUUCGACUCCUGUAUCCAUGGUGCUGGCCCUCUUCAUGUUGGAGUUUCAUAAUAUCUUGCAUUAAGGCGGUAUUCUAUUCUCUGUUGGGGCUGUUGUUUUCUAGCUGGGAUAAGCUGAGAGAGCCAAAGAACUACUGAACGGUGAUGACAAAAUAUCUUGGCUCCCCUGAAGCCUGAACUUGCAAUUUCAGCUUGAGAUGUAUAACAUUCCAUGUUAUUUUGUGUUGUAUAAGCGCUAUUCUUUUGCCUUGGCUACCCUCUCAUUGUAGCCUCUGAGGGUAUUGUCCAUAUCUUCUUACCCGUUUGAAAAAAAAAACAUUUAUAUUAUAAUUGGAUGCAUAAAUAAAUUGGAUUCUUUGACAUUA
Molecule: messenger RNA, 1602 nt
Organism: Populus nigra (black poplar)
Lineage: Eukaryota; Viridiplantae; Streptophyta; Magnoliopsida; Malpighiales; Salicaceae
Exons: 11
Coding region: 290-1375 (361 amino acids)
Source: RefSeq, a predicted model, not a curated record